Dryobates pubescens (Downy woodpecker) is the source of this 415-nucleotide messenger RNA. RefSeq names its product small vasohibin binding protein (gene SVBP). The coding region runs from base 134 to 340 and encodes 68 amino acids. The record is from RefSeq and is a predicted model, not a curated record. Gene Ontology annotation, biological process: negative regulation of protein ubiquitination; protein secretion. Lineage: Eukaryota; Metazoa; Chordata; Aves; Piciformes; Picidae. The transcript has 3 exons. Gene Ontology annotation, cellular component: apical part of cell.
GUCACCCUCUGCAGCGCUCCGCCCGCACACCAGGUGGCGCUGCCGCACCCUCAGCGGCCGCGCGGCGCAUGCGCAGCGUGACGGAGCGGGGUGCGCCUCGCCGCCAUCUUGCCCCGGGCAAGGCCCCGCCGCCAUGGAGCCGAGCGGGGCGGGGCGGAAGGAGCGGCCGAAGCCGCGGGAGCCGGCGGCUCGCCUGGAGAAGGCCAAGCAGAAGUCGGCGCAGACGGAGCUGAAGCAGAGGCAGAGGGCGGAGAUCUAUGCCCUCAACCGAGUGAUGACCGAGCUGGAGCAGCAGCAGUUCGACUCCUUCUGCAAACAGAUGCAGGGCUCUGGAGAGUGAGGGGGCACACACAGCCAACCCCCCCCCCCAACUGACCCUCGACCCCCACACACACAUCUGCCGCCCCCCCCCCCC